Spathaspora passalidarum NRRL Y-27907 is the source of this 2480-nucleotide messenger RNA. RefSeq lists its product as uncharacterized. The record is from RefSeq and is a predicted model, not a curated record. The transcript has a single exon. Lineage: Eukaryota; Fungi; Ascomycota; Pichiomycetes; Serinales; Debaryomycetaceae. The coding region runs from base 8 to 1270 and encodes 420 amino acids.
AAUCGUCAUGGCAUCAAAAGAAGAUCUUCCACAUCAAGACACAUCAGCCCGCAAACUUCUUGAUCCGACAACAUCAACAAUCCCUCCCACGGCCACGACACCAGAGACCAUGUUGUCAGGGCAAUCCCCACCCUCUUCGCCCCUGGAUGCACCAAGUCACCUCAAAGCUGAGGAGGAGGCUAAUUCGCCCUCUCCACCCUCGGUGCCCAGUGCCUCCAUGAAACCACCAGCGCUUCCAUUUACGUCGCCCACCACCAUCACAUCUCCUUCUCCCGAUAACAACUCCAAGUUCAGAGAAAGUAUCAUGUCGACCAUGUCUCAGUACUCGGGUUUGCCCAGUGACGAAGCCGCUACCAAGGUCCACAUAUUCUCGUCCAACAAGGUGAGGUAUGUCACUGAUGAAGAUGACCAGCACGAGCGUGAGCGUAAGCAUGAGCAUGACUUCGAGCAUGACCUCGAACAUGACCACGACAAUGAAUCAAUCAAGCUUGGGAAACUAGUCACAAGAACCAGCCCCGUCAAAGAGGAAUCACCCAGUAUGACCUACCUCACCAGCGUUAAAGAGGCCAUUCCAGCCAGAUCACCCAGACGGCCCUUGAGUGUGCCACCCGACAGCAUGCCGCUCGACUUGAGCCACAGCCUCCCGGGCCCAAAGAGACACUCAAUGGUCACGGACAUGAAAAGACGCUCGAUCCAGAUCAACGAUGGCUUGGAGAAACUCAUGCACGACGCCCACUCAAUAACCUCCGAAGAACCAGAAGCGUUAGCCAUUAAACCCACCAUAUCGGCCCAGACCGAACCUAUACCUCCCAAAUCCGACUUGACCAUCACGAAAACCCGCGAGACUAGUUUACCACCACGUCCCACCCUCGACAACAUCCGUCGUGCACGAGAUUUCUCCAACAGCUUGCAAAAACAGAGCGAGUCAGAAAACGCCGAGUCGGACGAAUACUACGACAUCGAACCAGAGAUUCAAACCAAGGCUAAACCAGUGCACAAGGCCAUCACCCACAAGAAGAAGAAAAAGAAGAAUAAACAGUUGCCCUUCAGCUACACCACCUUGGUCAACUUGUUGCAGAGCAUGAACGGGACCGUGAUCGGCGAGGAGUUUAACCAGUUGCACAUCCCUGCCCAGGAGAAACAGUUGAUUUCGCAAAUCAUUGACUCGUUAAGUAAGUUGACUUCAGAUAUGAUUUUGGAUGAGACAAGGUACGAAAUUGGCAUAAAACGAUUACAAUUGGCUUUGAAUGUUUUGGAAGGGUUUACGUAGCCUGUUUAUACUACAAAUAUAGGAUUAUGUUAUUCUAAUAUGUAAGAGAUUCUAUCAACUCUUCUCCAACUGUAAAUAACUUAUAAAACUAUUGCCGAUCCGUUCAAGCAACUCUUCAAGGAUGUUCCCGCUGAUCAAAAAGUCAUAGUUCAACUUGAACAAAGCAACACUGGUGUCGUUCUUCUUGGUCUGUUCCAAGUCAUUAAUACUCUUGAAGAUCAACUCAAAUAACUUCUUAAACUUGAGGUUCUUGUCGAUCAAGUUAUCCCGAAGCGAUAUCUUGACCAAGUUCCUCUUUUGCUUAUCAAACUUGUUGUUCUUGAAACUUAUAUUGACGGUGAUUUUGUCCUUGAUUAUCUUCUUCAGAUUCGUGCUGGAACUGAUAUGGAAAAUGAACUGGAUCGAGUUGAGGGUGUUUAAAGUGACAUCAAAGUUCAACCUCGAUAACCCGUUACUCAAUCGGAAGGUUUGUUUGUUGACCAACUUAUUGAUGGUGGUAAUGGCAUUCAAGAUUGGAUUUAUGGUUUGCAAGUACUUGAUUAUUCCAAUAACGGAUGAUGUAUUGGUUGUGUGCAAAUACCUAUUCAAAUAUUCUAGUAUGAGUCGCAAUUGUGAAUUCUCAGUUGUGGUGGUUAGUUGAAUACACAUGGUGGAUUCUUCAGGAAGGAGGAUAGUCAAGUUAUUUCCAUCAAUGUUGAUUGUGAUGUCAUUGAUUGUGUUGGAUACGAUUUGUAUGUGGUUGUUGUUUAAUUGGUCAAGAAUCUUAAUAAGCUUGUUGAAUUGGUUGAGAUUAUUGAAAAGUUUGGAUAGUAAGUUUCGUUCAGUCAUAGUGGCAGUGGAUAAAUUCACCGUGUCUUUAAACUCAAAGUUUUCUUCAAUAAUGGUAAGAUUCAACUGGGAAUAGUCCUCCUGUAUUAUCGACAAGUUUCGCAAGUUUCCAAACAAGGUAAGAUUCAUCUUGUGAUCACUCAACAACUGGAUCUGCAAAAACAAACUCGUGGAGGAGUUAUUAAUUGGCAACAACUCAUCAUUGUAAAUCAUAAUUAACGAUUGAUAAAUAGUUCCCUCGACACUAGGCUUUUCCUUAAUACCAAACUUGGCCAACACUUUACGUUCUUUAUCGGCAUCCACCUUGAAGUACUUAAUAUGUUUAGUUUGCAACUCCUCGAUGAUCAUAUGGUCGAUAAUCAUAUUGGAGCAAAUGGUAGCC